This is a messenger RNA of Dibothriocephalus latus, 294 nucleotides long. Lineage: Eukaryota; Metazoa; Platyhelminthes; Cestoda; Diphyllobothriidea; Diphyllobothriidae. The record is from the annotation of a GenBank genome assembly.
AUGGACUCCCCUGAACCCUGGUUGACGGCCGAGCUGACGUGCAUACGCCGAUUCUGUCUGAAGGGCAAAGCACGUUUGUGUCGCCAGCUGACCGAACUUCUGCAGACCUGCUGGGCAUAUGAUUGGCUGCUAGGCGCGGCUCAACCCCCGGAGGGCAUUCGCGCCAACUUCUACGAACGGGUCACUUUACAACGGUUCGCAUUCUGCCUUGGCCUCGUGCGGUAUGCCCACCUGGCCAGAACCCUAGAGGCCGUACCAGUAACAACGCCCCUCAGCGUCGCUCCCGCUUCGUAG